UGUUAGGAUUGUGGAGGAACACCGAAAAAGCAAGAUGGAAGGAUUUUGUGAAAACUUAUCAGGCGAUAGGAAGCUGAAAUAUCUCCUGGAUAUUUUACCGUUGGACACUGUUGAGUACGCAUGCGCCUACGGCUCGGGUGCAGUACCGCAGGGGAGUGACCUACGGCUCGGCAAAAUGGUCGAUUUCAUUAUUGCAACGAGUGAUUCAAAUCAAUUUCAUAAGCAGAACUUGAAAAUGAAUCCGAUGCAUUAUUCAUCAUUACGUUUUUUGGGCUAUCAAAAGAUUGCGCAAUUGCAAAGGAACUAUGCGGCCCGGGUGUAUUGUAACACUCGAGUAUUAUACCAGGGUCAUCUUAUAAAGUAUUCUGUAAUUGAUACCGAUGAUUUUUUACUGGAUCUGAUUGAAUGGAGGUGGAUAUAUUUAGCGGGAAGAUUGCAGAAACAUGUUGUUGAUGUUGUCAAUCCUUCAUCGAGGAUAGCUUUCGCUAUGAAAAAGAAUCGUUGCAGUGCUUUACGGGCAGCAUUGUUAUUUUUGCCGGACAAAUUUUCACUUUCACAAUUUUACAACGAGCUCAUAUCCCUUUCAUAUCGAGGUGAUUUUCGCAUGUUAUUCGGUGAAGACAGAAAUAAAACAGAAAGAAUUGCUGAAGGAAGUAGGGUUCAACUUAAUCAAAUCUACGUGCCACUCCUGAAAGCUGACAAAGAUGUUUCCAUCCAAGGCCAAACCAUUGAACAAGAUAAAUGCGACGCCGUAUUAUUCAAACGAAUUAUAGAAUUACCAUUUAAUGUACUUUGGAAUUUGCAACGCAGAACUAACAGCAGGAACGAAACGCAAAACGAUAUAGAAGAGAUUGCUGCUUCACUGGCACGGCAGUUGGAUAGACCGAAACCUGUUGCUGAAGCCAUCGAAGAUAUUGUCUGGAAAUCUGCUUUGCAACAAACUGUAAAAAAUGCAUUUUCUGCGGGUAUCACGCGCUCAAUUGCAUACGCUUUUACAAAGAUCACAAAAAUGCUAAAAUCAUUGAAACAUUUAUAGCGUUAGAACAUGAUGUAGAAUACAGUGUACAGUAUUGAUCUUCACAAAUAAAAAAGCAAGGGAAAAGCAUGGUAUUGAAGAAUCCGAACUUCGGAAUGCUAUUUUCUCACUUUUCAAAUGCGAUAAUACUAUAUUGCUGAAGUUGACAAGUUUUUCAGUUGACGGUUUUAUAAUGAGCAUAGAAGGCAAAAUAUUACAUUUUUUGCUUAAAAAAAUCUAGUCUUAUGUUCUAAAUGUUUGAUCAUUGUCAAACUCUCUUUUG
Loa loa (African eye worm) is the source of this 1298-nucleotide messenger RNA. Its product is annotated as MMP37-like protein. Gene Ontology annotation, biological process: cardiolipin biosynthetic process; CDP-diacylglycerol biosynthetic process. Gene Ontology annotation, molecular function: phosphatidate cytidylyltransferase activity. The record is from RefSeq and is a predicted model, not a curated record. Bases 35 to 1036 code for a protein of 333 amino acids. The transcript is spliced from 5 exons. Lineage: Eukaryota; Metazoa; Nematoda; Chromadorea; Rhabditida; Onchocercidae. Gene Ontology annotation, cellular component: mitochondrion.